AUGCUGGUUCGUUCGUUUGAUGUAAUCGUGGUGUCUUCAGACGACGAAGAGAUUCAGGAUUCUCUAGAUAGAGAGCUCCAGGCAGCAAGAAGCGAUGUGCCCAGGCAGCUUGAAGUCAGGCAUGAAGAGUCCAAUCGAUGGUGGGAGCUGCUCAGCCAGUUCGACAACGAGGGCAACAACUUGACCCAGACUACGCCCUUGGUGGAGUCCAGAGGCACGAAAAGAGCUGCAGAAGUCGACGUGUCCAUGCUGGACGAAGGAUCUGAACCCCUUGCAAAUGUGCCCAAGCGACUACCGGGCCUAAAUGGACUAGCCAUUGGGAACAGUGGCGAAAAAGACAGGGAAACAAAUAUUUCAGAUAGAAAAACUACUCCUACAGUAGAUUCAGACUCGGUGGUGGUGAUUCUCUCGAGUGACGAUGAACAGCCGGAGCUGGACUCGGUACCUGUUCCUGAGAAGGAUCAUUCCCCCGUAGAGCGCCCUCAAAUUGCAGAGAACAGCUAUUUUGAGGAAAAGGAGCCCCAGCUGAAGGCUGAGGAUUUGGAGGUUGCCAGUGAUGACCUGGAUUCCGACGAUGAGAUAGCUGUGCUUUCCAAAGAAGAAGCUGAGAAGACAGGCAAAUUCAAACCUUCCACAUUCAUUUCACGUCAUAGACCACAAGUGCCUCUUCACAGAGCUCGAGAUGACCCGAGAGGUGGCGCAGACUACCGUCAUCUCUUAGCUAAUCAUCAAUUCAACAGCCCAGUGCCACUGUUGCAACCACUUGGAGACCCUCAUCAGAUGGAACAGGAUAGAAGGGCAGAACACUAUUUUGCUACGCAGACCAUUGAACAGCUCCGUGCAUACGAAAGUACCUUGGAUGCUCAGCUCGCUAGAUUCGAUGGGUUGCGUGAUUCAUAUUUGAGCCAAAUGAAGCAGGCGAAAGAGCGUUUGGAGACUUUACCAAUAAAUCUCAUGGAGGAGCGUUCAGAGCUUAUUCGUGAGAUUGACUCUACACUUUCUGAUGCCAACGUGGCGAUUCAAAGGGCAAAGAAAAUUAGAAGGUAUAAAGCUGUCUUGCACCACGUUCUCGUUCUCAAGCAUUCAGGUGGUUACAUGGCGCCUCCAGGAUAUCCUCAACAGAACUUUUUUAACUAUAACAUGCCAGGGUAUACUGGACCCCACACGCAAACAUCCAUGACAGGGUUCGGGGGGAUGACUCAAAAUGUUUACGAGGAUUCAGUUCAUCUCCAAGAGCUCUUGAAAGACGUCGGAAACGAAGAGAAAGUUGAAGGUAUGGCUAUGACGCCUUCUGAGCUCAAUGUAUCAUUGCUCGAUCACCAAAGGAGGGGUCUUUUCUGGCUUUUGAACCGAGAGAAGGAAGAGCAAGGCAGCAUUCUUGCUGAUGAUAUGGGGUUGGGUAAAACAGUGCAAACAAUAGCUCUCAUAAUGGCGAAUCCAUCUGAAGAUAAGAAUUGCAAGACUACCCUCAUUGUUGGCCCCGUUUCUCUUCUACGCCAAUGGAGUGCCGAGUUUCGUGCCAAGGUAAAGAUGGAAUAUAAACCGAGGGUUGUCUUCUACCACGGUGCUGACAAGAAGAAAGUGAAUACCUUCAUCAAAAUGCGCCGAUACGAUGUUGUCCUCACCUCUUAUACCACUUUGGCAUCUGAAUACAAGCUGCAUUACGCUAAGCCAAUCGAGGAAGCAAUGGUUUCACACGGACAAAAUAUACUUCCUGAUAGAGAUCUGGGUGGCCAAACUUACGAGUCUCCCUUUUUCACAUCGAACGCACAAUUUUAUAGAGUUGUUCUUGACGAGGCUCAGUACAUCAAGAACAAAGUGUCGCAAACUUCAAAAGCGACAGCUUUGCUAAAAUCCAAGCACCGCCUUUGCUUGACAGGAACCCCAAUGCAGAACAAUGUUGAUGAACUUUAUCCAAUCCUACGAUUCUUGAAGACAAGACCUUAUAAUGAUGAGACAAAGUUCAAGAGAGAUAUCUCUGUGAAUAUGCGGUCUAAUAACGACGAAGCCGAUGAGUACGACAGAAAUGUCUCCAUGAAGAAACUAAGAGCAAUUCUUCUGGCCAUCAUGCUUCGACGUACUAAGGACUCCAAAGUGGACGGAAAGCCCUUAAUUGAACUUCCAAAGAAAACAGUUAAGAACGUGUCUAUCAGGAUGGACGAAGAAGAAGCCAAGGCAUACAAGAAUUUGGAGGCGGGUAUUCAGAAAAAGGCAGAGAAACUUUUAAAGAAAAAACACAAAAACUCACAUAGUAAUAUCUUGACAUUGCUCUUAAGGUUGAGACAAGCGUGUAUUCAUGACAUUCUUGUUGAGGUUGGAGAAAUGAAUGCUGAAGAGAAUAGAGAAGGUUAUGGAGGCGUAAAAAAUUGGAAGACGAUGUACGCUCUAUGUCUUGCGAUUUCGCCUGAAAUGAAAAGAAGAAUCGCCGAGGACUUGCUGAAAAACGAGAAAGAUCUCCCUGUCGAUGUAGAUGAUGAUGACAGUGAUGCCCAACUCACUUGUCCCAUGUGCUUUGAUGUGGUUGACCUGUCAUCAAUCGUUAUACUACACCCUUGCGGACACAUGAUUUGUGACGGGUGUGUUGACAGUUUAUUUGAGCAAGAAGGUAAUGAAGAUGGUCUGGUACCUUGUAACACGUGUCGUCAGAGUAUAACUGAAGAUGCCUUGAUUAGCUACGUUGUCUACAAUCAAGUGGUCAAUGAGAAUUUGAGCUUCGAGGAGUUGAGAGCGCAGUACGGCACGGGCAUGGCAAAUAAGACCACAACAGCAGAGAAAAUGAACAAGAUCACACAUGAGCGAGGCGGUUUUACAUUGUCCGCUAAGAUGCAACGUGCUUUAGAUCUUAUUGAGAACGUCACCAAAGCCAACACUGACGAGAAAGUCAUCGUGUUCUCACAUUUCACCGGCACAUUUGAUCUUAUGGCAAAAGCAUUGAAGGAUGCCGGAAUAAGAUUUCUAAGGUAUGACGGAAGCAUGAAUAUUGAUCUAAAAAACUCAACCAUCAGGCGUUUCUACCUGGGUACUGAAAGGGUGCUUCUUAUCUCCCUCAAGGCAGGUAAUGUCGGAUUGACGUUGACAUGCGCCAAUCAUGUGGUCAUAAUGGACCCAUUUUGGAAUCCGUUCGUUGAAGACCAAGCCAUGGAUAGGGCACAUCGUUUCGGUCAACAGAAACCGGUUCAUGUCUAUAAAUUGCUUGUAACAGACAGUGUGGAGGACAGAAUCAUCAACUUGCAAGACCGAAAAAAGGAGCUUGUCAAUUCGGCUCUCGACAGCACCGCAUUGAAGAAAAGCAGUGCACUCGGCAGACAAGAAUUGGGUUACUUGUUCGGCUUAAACGCUAUGACGUAA
Molecule: messenger RNA, 3348 nt
Organism: Candidozyma auris
Lineage: Eukaryota; Fungi; Ascomycota; Pichiomycetes; Serinales; Metschnikowiaceae
Product: translocase
Exons: 1
Coding region: 1-3348 (1115 amino acids)
Cellular component (GO): cytoplasm
Molecular function (GO): ATP binding; ATP-dependent chromatin remodeler activity
Source: RefSeq, a predicted model, not a curated record